Molecule: messenger RNA, 3277 nt
Organism: Musa acuminata AAA Group (dessert banana)
Lineage: Eukaryota; Viridiplantae; Streptophyta; Magnoliopsida; Zingiberales; Musaceae
Product: abscisic stress-ripening protein 5-like
Exons: 2
Coding region: 775-1206 (143 amino acids)
Source: RefSeq, a predicted model, not a curated record
GAGUUUUCUAACAUGACGUCAAAGUGACGGUCAUCCGAGCAUGUGAUAUGGGAUAAAAGACCAAUUGUCUACUGGACAGACGUCCCUUUCGUGGGAUGCAUUCUCAUCACAAUCAUUCAUCAAACAAUACUCCCCUACCAAGAAUUAGUAUCUACAUCUAAAAAAAAGAAAGCAUCAGUAUCUGCCAGACGCCAUUCUUUAGCUGGAUGUCAGUUUCCAUCAGGUGACACUUUCCAGCCACUGUACAAGGCACAAUUAAGGGUUCCAUUGACCGUAUGAUCUCAUCAAAACUGUUGAGAUUCAAUAUGACAGCCAAGAAAAUAUGGUUCCUACAACCACGUAAAUUUAAACUUCUGACUCUCAAAUCGAUAAUAGAAGAAGCUUUAGCUCUCCUAAUCCCCCUCACUAACAUGAGUGUUAGAGGGUGAUCAUCAAACAACCUCUUAUAUCUCCUUUGUUCUGUUGUUGUCAAUCUUAAAGAAGGGAGCUACACGUACCCUCGGAACCAGGCUGUUCCGUGGCCUCGUCGUGCUUGGGGUUCUUGAGGUGCUGCCGCGUCCUUGAAGAUUCAAUUCCAAACUUCCUUCAACUAUCGGGGUUCUUGAGAUUCAUAUUUUCUCCCUCUAGAUCAUCUACGCUGGUAGUUUAGUUAAUCAUUUUCUCAUAUUCUGAAAUAGUCAACUUGAUCCGUGAUCGCGCCGUGAAAAUAGUUGGCUGCGUUCUCCUAUAAAAUUCUUCACCCCUUCAAAGCAUUCUGUGUUCCUUUUGUGACUAAUGGCUGAGCAGCACCACCAGCACCACCACCACCUCAUCCGCCACCACAAGGAGGCGAAUCCCGCCGACGAGGUGGUCUACACCGAGUCCGGCUCCACCGGCAAAGACGGGCACACGACUGGUUACGUGAAGACCACCGAGGUGGUCACCAACGACGGCGGCUACGAGUACAGGAAAGAGGAGAAGCAACACAAGCACAGGGAGCACCUCGGCGAGAUGGGGGCCCUCGCCGCCGGUGCCUUCGCGGAGCAUGAGAAGCACAAGGUUGAGAAGGACCCAGAGCACGCUCGUAGGCACAAGAUGGAGGCGGAGAUCGGCAUGGCAAUGGCAGUGGGCAGCGGAGGGUACGCCGCCCACGAGCACCACGAGAGGAAGGAAGCCAAGGAGCAGGCCGAGGAGGCUCAUGGGAAGAAGCACCACCAUUUCUUCUAAGACGGUGGAUUGUUCGGGUUCAUGGUGACCUUCCAAUGUUGGUAAUAAUCGAAGCACGUGGUUCUGGACCGCGUGAAGGCCUUCGUUUGUGUGCGUGUGUUUAAGAUUCACGAAAUUGCUUGAUCAAUAUGAUUGAUAUUAACUAAUAAAGUCUCUGCUUGUGUUUCCUUUGCUUGUGAUGUAAGUCUUCUGAAACACAAGUGAUCAAUCGCUCGUGUACUUGUACUCUGUUAAUGAGCUUUCUGCCCACGCAACCGUAAACUUCCCAAGGUCGCAAAAGCUUCACCACCCAAACCUCCCUCCACCACCUUCUCUGUCGUUUUCAGCAUCUCCUCCGUCAAGGGACGAAGAAACGCAUACUUGCGACGGAAGACGCUUAUAGCUACAUUUAUUCCAGUAAUACUAUGUCCAGAAAUAUAGGAUUAUGGAGCUAGAAUUGGACCUGAGUGUGACGGGAGCCACCAGGAAUCUCGCGUUUGCCUCCACCGAGACGGAGGCCGUCGUCCUCCUCCUCGCUCACCUUCCAGGUAUGGCACAUCCGAUCAUAUGGGUUAUUUUUGGUUAUCGCAGAUUUCUUAGCGACGAUGUGAUGCAGCAGGAUUGGUGCGGGAGAAGAUCGAGGUGUCGGUGAAUGAAGAGGGAACGGAGAUUAGCAUCAGCGGAGGAGGGGACAAAUCCGCCGUUGAGACGGUGGUUGGAAGACGACUGCGGUUGAGGAAUGAGUUCGAGAUUAACCCGUUUCGGAAGGUGUUUCGCAUCCCGAAUGGCGUGGCGUUGGAUCAGAUCGAUGCUGGUUUUUACGAGGAAGGAGACAUUCUGGUGAUUUUGAUGCCCAAAUCUGUUAGAGGUAAUGCUGCUGGAAUCGCAAUCCGAGAAGUGCAAGGAGGAGAAGCUCCAAGGGAACAGAAGCUUGAAGGAGACGAAGUGAUUUCUAUGGACCGACCUCAUGGUCAUGCAGAAGCAAACGAAGCGAGAGCCGCGAUUGAUGAUGCAAAACCACCAAAGGCGGAAGAAGAAGAAGAAACCAAACAAGGAAAAGAAGAGGAUCUAAUCAGAAGAGAAGGGGCCGAAGAGAAAUUGGACCAGAAUGGAGCAGAAAGCUCAGGAACGGACCGUAAUGGAGAUCGAGAACCAAAGCACAUGGAAGCAGAGAUCAAAACACCUAAAGAAAAAGACUUAGAAGAAGAAGAGCGAAGAAAGGUGCCUGAUCAACCUCAAAAGCCCUCGAUCGAGAUGGAAGCACCAGAUCUGCAUGGAGAGCCCCCUCCUUCCGCAGCACCGGCACCAAUCAACGGAGCGGGACAAGAAGAUACAAUCGAGAAGACGAGCGGUCCAGAUCGAGAAGAAGAUGAAGACGAAGUGCCCGACUCGCUUGAAGCGCCUGAAGUGGAUCGAGAUCUCCACCAACCCAAGGGACAGCAGACGUAUCCAGAUCACCAAACGGAACAAGAAGACAAGGCGCAUGAACCGGAGCGACAAGAAGACAGAGCAGUACCUGAAUCGUUCGAAGCACCUCAAUCGGAAGGAGAUCUCCACCAACCCGAGGAACAGCAGACGGAUCCACAUCACCAAACUGAACAAGAAGACCAAGUGCAUGAAUUGGAGCAACAAGAGGACAGAGCAGUACCUGAACCGGGUGGAGAAGAUAUCCACCACCCCGAAGACAAGACAAAACCCGGCGAGAUUUCAGAUCAAAUUCCCCGUCGAUCCGGCGACAAAGCAGAGGAAGCAGCUGACGAAGUCCCGCAGACGGAUAAGCCGAUCGAAGCCCCAGACGAAGGCGAGGGAGAAGAGAGCUCGCCAGGUGAUACAGGAGAGAAAGAGAGAGAGAACGGAUCGAAGGGUAAGAGAAAGAGAAGGGAGAGGGCUAAAGAAGGAGGAGGAGCGCCGCCUCCUUCUCUGGCGGUCUUUGCUUUCAUGUUGUCGCUGGUGGCGCUUGCCGUCCAACUCGUGAGGAGUCGAAGGCGCCGUUAGGCUUCGCACCGGAUUGCAGUUAUGGUGUUGGUUUACAUUGUAGAAUGUGCUAUUGUUUCAAUUGUUUAUAUGGUUCCCUUCUUAUGUUUCUGAAAAA